This is a messenger RNA of Aureobasidium melanogenum CBS 110374, 2574 nucleotides long. RefSeq lists its product as uncharacterized. Gene Ontology annotation, cellular component: transcription regulator complex; nucleus. The record is from RefSeq and is a predicted model, not a curated record. NCBI's taxonomy places the organism in Eukaryota, Fungi, Ascomycota, Dothideomycetes, Dothideales, Saccotheciaceae. Gene Ontology annotation, biological process: positive regulation of transcription by RNA polymerase II; negative regulation of transcription by RNA polymerase II. The transcript has 5 exons. The coding region runs from base 1 to 2574 and encodes 857 amino acids.
AUGUCUUUUCCUCCGCACCCGGCGGGCAUGCAACCAGGUGUGCCCCACGGUCAUCCAGGAAUGCCUCCUAAUGCUCAGCAUAUGGGCCAGCCGAUGCAGAUGCCUGGUGUCUCGGGCCCUGGUGCUCCUCAUAUGGGUCAACCAGCUAUGAUGGGUAUGCAACCCGGCCAGCAGAACAUGCCUCCUGGUAUGGGUCCCGGCCCGGGUGGUGGCAUGAUGCCGCAACAGUCCAUGGGUGGUCCCGGUGCAAACGCCAUGGCCAUGAGCCACCUCAACCCCCAAAGCCACAUGAUGCAGCAGCAUCACCAGAUGCAGCAAGCAAUGGCCAGCAACCCUCAAUUGAUGAUGCAGCAGCAACAACACCUCGCUCGUCAACGGCAGAUGAUGGCAGCGCAACAAGCCCAGCAACAACAACAACAACAGCAGCAGCAACAGCAGCAGCAGAUGAAUGGCAUGGGUAUGGGUAUGGGCAUGAACGGCCAUCCAGGCAUGAGUCCUCAGCAGUUUGCACAGAUGCAGGGAAACCCUGCCUUCCAGAAUGCACAAAUAGCCAAUCUACCGCCCCAGCACAUAAUGCAGCUCCAACAGAUGCGACAGAUUCAGGCUGCUCAAGCACAGCAACACGCGCAACAACAGCAGCAACAGACGCCGCAUCCUCAGGGUCCUCAGGCUCCCGCAACGCCUCAGAUGCAGCAACAGUCAAUGGCCCAACACAUGGCAAUGCAGCAUGCUUCGUCUCAGGCUUCGCACCAGAGCGCCCCUCAGAACAGUCAGGCUCCACCACAGCAGCCGCCGCCAGCUCAGAUGAGGAGUCAGUCGCAGAUUCCAUCUGGUCCUGAAGGUCAAGGACAGGCAUCACAGCACGCUCAACCUCCUCAGCCUCAGCAGCCACAACAACCUCAAGGGCAACCUCAGCAACAGCAGCAGCAGCAGCCCCAGCAGCCGCCUCAACAGCAGCCUCCGCCUCCACAGCCUCCAAGCGCCCAACCCACACCACAAAUGCAGGCACAACCGCUACCUCCACAACCCCCCUCCUCCCAACCUCAGCAGUCUAAUCAGCAAACUCCCCAGCAACCGGGCUCUGGUCAGUCUCAGAAUCAGCCGCAAAAUGCUCAACAGCAACAGCAGGCGCAGCAACAAGCUCAGCAAGCACAGCAGCAGCAACAGAUGACUGCUCAGCAACAGCAGCAGCGCCAGCAGAUGAUGAACAUGAACAAUAUGAACAUGAUGCGUCAGCAGCAAGCAAUGGCUGCUCAACAGCAGCAGCAACAGCAGCAGCAACAGCAGCAGCAGCCGAGUCGCACAAGCAAUGGCCAGUUCAUUCUCAAGCUGAUUCAGUUCUCGGACCAUCUCAGCGCCUACAACUCAACUUCGCGUGAGACGAACUCAUCAGAGCACUGGGCGAACUUCGUGAAUCAGUUCUGGACACCAGACGGCCGGCUCGUACAACAUCUCCUUGACAACACGAAUUCGUCGACCAAACAAUUCAUGAUCAGUGCCUCUUCGCUAGCACGAUACUACUGGACGUGGUUCGACAGUGGUGUGCAAAACAUUCAACUCCAGCUCGAGGGUGUGAGGGAGAUUCCUGCCCCCAACAAUGCUCAUUGGGUGACUUGCACUCGUGCUCGCUACAUUUUCUGGUUUACAAACCACACCCAAUUGAUCUGGCAAGGCAAGCUGACGGCCUCGUUUCCUGCCGGCUUGGACAAGUUCGAAUCGCUCGAGUUCGAAGUGUCCAAGACUGAGGAAUUUGUCCCUCGCAUCGAAAUUACGAAGAUUCUCUCCCAGGGAUCCCCCCUGAUGAAUAAAAGUCCCAAGUUAAGCAGAACACCGGCUAAGAAGGCAAUGCAAAAGGCACAAGGCACUCUUCAGAUCGAAGAUUUCCCAUCCGCCCCUGUCAAUGAAUACGCCGUCACUCCCGCUGUUAUGCAAUACCUUGAGGUUGCGGAAACCAUCUUCUUCAUGAAGGAUUUGAUGGAAUACUCUCAGAAGAACGAACUCCGUCCCCACGACGCCAUGAACCAAAUGGUCGCUCAGAUCGAGGAGCAGCAACAAUUCGGCCAGCCUCAAAACAUGGUCCCGAACCCGAUGCAGCCGAAUCACGCCCAGAUGGCUUUGCAAAGAAACGGCAUUGUUCAGCCAUUGCCUCAGGGUGCUGGCACGCCCAGCCAGGCCCACAUGCAGUUGCCUGGCCAAACGCCCAACUUCUCCUCGCCGUCAGUUCCCCAUAUGAAUUUGCCGAUGCAGCACCUGAACGGGCAACAGAUGAUGGCUAUGAAUGGCUCACCUCACAUUGCACACCCGGGCUUGCCCGGUGGCUCUUUGAUGGCCCCCAACCACAUGAUGGGACAGAUGCAUCACUCCCCGAGCCCGAAUAUGGGCCCGCCAAUGAUGGUGCCGCAGCACUCGCAGCAGGGCAACAAUCCAAACAGUGCGCAUCCGUCCGCAUCGACAAGCCCAAACUUGAGCAGUAAGCGUCGACGCUCUCAAGUCAAACUCGAAGGCGACGAUAUGGGACUAGAAGGUCCACCUUCACAACGCAUGAAGCCUAGUCCAGGCCUCAAGAAGAAGUGA